ACCAGUCAAGGUCUUUCGCUCUGCACAACAAAGGCAAACCGUCUUUGCAUCAACACAGACUUCAGGGUGAAACUUUUCCACGAGCGUCCUCCGGUUUGCUUGUUGUCCAGGAAUACUCGCGCAGCCCAGCCAGGAGACGCCCAAUUGUCGUGGAAAUUAGACAACACUCGUAGACUCGUCCUCUGAAGUUUGCAGUGGGAGCUGCACGAUGUCCUUAAAGCCACGGGUGGUGGAUUUUGAUGAGACCUGGAACAAGCUGCUCACCACCAUCAAGGCGGUGGUGAUGCUGGAUUACGUAGAGAGAGCUACGUGGAAUGACCGCUUCUCUGAUAUUUACGCGUUGUGUGUCGCAUACCCAGAACCCCUGGGUGAACGGCUAUACACGGAGACUAAAGUGUUUCUGGAAAGUCAUGUCCGUCAACUAUAUAAGAAAGUGCUGGAGUCUGAGGAGAAAGUGCUGCUGAUGUAUCAUAGAUACUGGGAGGAGUACAGUAAGGGUGCUGACUACAUGGACUGCUUAUAUCGGUACCUCAACACACAGUUUAUAAAGGAGAACAAACUGACCGUGGCAGGUCUGCAGUACGGCUACGGAGGAGUCGAUAUGAAUGAACCACUGAUGGAGAUCGGAGAGCUUGCACUUGAUAUGUGGAGGAAACUGAUGAUUGAGCCUCUUCAAGCCGUGUUGAUCCGAAUGCUCCUGAAAGAAAUCAAAAAUGAUCGGUGUGGGGAGAAUCCGAAUCAGAAAGUAAUCCACGGGGUUAUCAACUCCUUUGUUCAUGUUGAACAAUACAAGGAAAAGUUUCCUCUAAAGUUUUAUCAGGAGAUUUUUGAACGGCCGUUUCUGACACAAACAGGAGAGUAUUACAAACAAGAAGCCUCCAACCUACAGCAGGAGUCCAACUGCUCUCAGUACAUGGAAAAGGUUUUGGAGCGUUUGAAAGACGAAGAGGUGCGAUGUCGGAAGUACCUGCACCCAAGCUCCUAUGCCAAAGUGAUCCACGAAUGCCAGCAGAGGAUGGAGACCCAGUCUAGGUCGGGCUGCAACAUACAAUAAAAUAAAAAAAGAAAAAUGUUGGCG
Molecule: messenger RNA, 1078 nt
Organism: Ictalurus punctatus (channel catfish)
Lineage: Eukaryota; Metazoa; Chordata; Actinopteri; Siluriformes; Ictaluridae
Product: cullin-2
Exons: 9
Coding region: 209-1054 (281 amino acids)
Biological process (GO): protein ubiquitination; SCF-dependent proteasomal ubiquitin-dependent protein catabolic process
Cellular component (GO): SCF ubiquitin ligase complex; Cul2-RING ubiquitin ligase complex
Molecular function (GO): ubiquitin protein ligase binding
Source: RefSeq, a predicted model, not a curated record